CUUACACCCUCCCUUGUCCUUGGAAUGUACAUUUUACCCAUUGUUCUCGCCCUAGGAGCCACUGCAAGGAUGCAGCCUUGAGAGAUAAUGUGUUAUUGACACCAUCUGGACAGUACAUGUGAGAGAACCCCCUUAGGGACUUCAUGUAAACUCUUAAGAUUCUGGGGGACAGGUGUGGAGAUGGACUCAUCUUGCAGCUGUCCAGGACAAGCAAGGAAAUCUCGGGGCUUAGCUCUAUCGAAAGUGCUCGUCUGGGUGAUUUUUGAGCACCACAAUCUCGAAGUGCUGGCGUCCGAAUGCAUUUUCCUUUGCUUUGCAAAGAAGACUCGUGAACUUCAAAACCCUCCGAGGAGAAUUAUUAAUCCUGCUUUGCAGGAAAGGAAAACCCUCAAUCCCCGGCCACUGACUACCCCUCUCCGGAGACCCUGCGGUCGCCAGGGCGCUCCAAGCCGGAAGGGGACGCUUUGGGAAUGACCAUGCUCCACCGAGGGACCGAGCCGGCCCCCAGCUUCUCUACACAGAGCCUCCUCCACUAAAGCUCCAAAAAUCAAAAACCGUAAUUGCCAGAAGAAUCAUUAAAAAAAAAAAAAAAAUAGUCCAGCCACUACCCUCACAUGCAAACGGAAUAAUCACUCUGGAUUCUGCAUUGUGAGCUGCUCUCCAUACCCUGAAUUACCUUUGAAUUCCAUCUUUUUUUUUCUUUGAAUUUGCAUCUCUUCAAGACACAAGAUUAAAACAAAAUUCAUGCUAAAUUGGAUUUGAAAUUAUCUUCCUUUUAUUUAUCCUUCGUCUUUCUUAUGUGGAUAUGCAAGCAAGAAGAGGCGACUGGACAUUCCCAACAUGCUUACUCCCUUAAUCUGUCCGUCUAGAGGUUUGGCUUCUACAAACCAAGGGAGUCGGCAAGUUGAAGAUGAAGCCCCGAGCAGAGUGCUGUUCCCCCAAGUUCUGGUUGGUGCUGGCUGUCCUGGCCGUGUCAGGCAGCAGAGCUCGUUCUCAGAAGAGCACCCCCAGCAUUGGCAUUGCCGUCAUCCUCGUGGGCACUUCAGACGAGGUGGCCAUCAAGGAUGCCCACGAGAAAGAUGAUUUCCACCAUCUCUCUGUGGUGCCCCGCGUGGAGCUGGUAGCCAUGAACGAGACGGACCCAAAGAGCAUCAUCACCCGCAUCUGUGACCUCAUGUCUGACCGGAAGAUCCAGGGGGUGGUGUUUGCUGAUGACACAGACCAGGAAGCCAUCGCCCAGAUCCUUGACUUUAUUUCAGCCCAGACUCUCACCCCCAUCCUGGGCAUCCAUGGGGGCUCCUCGAUGAUCAUGGCAGACAAGGAUGAAUCCUCCAUGUUCUUCCAGUUUGGCCCAUCGAUUGAACAGCAAGCUUCUGUGAUGCUCAACAUCAUGGAAGAAUAUGACUGGUACAUCUUCUCUAUCGUCACCACCUACUUCCCUGGCUACCAGGACUUUGUAAACAAGAUUCGCAGCACCAUCGAGAAUAGCUUCGUGGGCUGGGAGUUAGAGGAAGUCCUCCUGCUGGACAUGUCCCUGGACGAUGGAGAUUCUAAGAUCCAGAACCAGCUCAAGAAACUUCAAAGCCCCAUCAUCCUCCUUUAUUGUACUAAAGAAGAAGCCACCUACAUCUUCGAAGUGGCCAACUCAGUAGGGCUGACUGGCUACGGCUACACGUGGAUUGUGCCUAGUCUGGUGGCAGGCGACACAGACACAGUGCCCUCGGAGUUCCCCACCGGGCUGAUCUCUGUGUCCUAUGACGAAUGGGACUAUGGCCUCCCUGCCAGAGUGAGGGAUGGAAUCGCCAUCAUCACCACCGCCGCCUCCGACAUGCUGUCCGAACACAGCUUCAUCCCUGAGCCCAAGAGCAGUUGUUACAACACCCAUGAGAAGAGGAUCUACCAGUCCAAUAUGCUAAAUAGGUAUCUGAUCAAUGUCACUUUUGAGGGAAGAAACCUGUCCUUCAGUGAAGACGGCUACCAGAUGCACCCGAAGCUGGUGAUCAUCCUUCUGAACAAGGAGAGGAAGUGGGAAAGGGUGGGGAAGUGGAAAGACAAGUCCCUGCAGAUGAAGUACUACGUGUGGCCCCGAAUGUGUCCUGAGACAGAAGAGCAAGAGGACGACCACCUGAGCAUCGUCACGCUGGAGGAGGCCCCGUUUGUCAUUGUGGAAAGUGUGGACCCUCUGAGUGGAACCUGCAUGAGGAACACGGUCCCCUGCCAAAAGCGCAUAGUCUCUGAAAAUAAAACGGAUGAAGAGCCAGGUUACAUCAAAAAAUGCUGCAAGGGGUUCUGUAUCGACAUCCUUAAGAAAAUUUCUAAAUCUGUGAAGUUCACCUAUGAUCUUUACCUGGUUACCAAUGGCAAGCAUGGGAAGAAAAUCAAUGGAACCUGGAAUGGUAUGAUUGGAGAGGUGGUCAUGAAGAGGGCCUAUAUGGCAGUGGGGUCGCUCACCAUCAAUGAGGAGCGUUCAGAGGUGGUCGACUUCUCCGUGCCCUUCAUAGAGACUGGCAUCAGUGUCAUGGUGUCACGCAGCAAUGGGACUGUUUCACCUUCUGCCUUCUUAGAGCCGUUCAGUGCUGACGUGUGGGUGAUGAUGUUCGUGAUGCUGCUUAUUGUCUCGGCCGUGGCCGUCUUCGUCUUCGAGUACUUUAGCCCUGUGGGGUAUAACAGGUGCCUCGCCGAUGGCAGAGAGCCUGGCGGCCCAUCUUUCACCAUCGGCAAAGCUAUUUGGUUACUGUGGGGUCUGGUGUUUAACAACUCCGUCCCCGUGCAGAACCCAAAGGGGACCACGUCCAAGAUCAUGGUGUCGGUGUGGGCCUUCUUUGCUGUCAUCUUCCUGGCCAGCUACACUGCCAACUUAGCUGCCUUCAUGAUCCAAGAGGAAUAUGUGGACCAGGUUUCCGGCCUGAGCGACAAAAAGUUCCAGAGACCUAAUGACUUCUCACCCCCUUUCCGCUUUGGCACUGUGCCCAAUGGCAGCACAGAGAGAAAUAUUCGCAAUAACUACGCAGAAAUGCACGCCUACAUGGGGAAGUUCAACCAGAGGGGUGUGGAUGAUGCAUUGCUCUCCCUGAAGACAGGGAAACUGGAUGCCUUCAUCUACGAUGCAGCAGUGCUGAACUACAUGGCUGGCCGAGAUGAAGGCUGCAAGCUGGUGACCAUUGGCAGCGGGAAGGUCUUUGCUUCCACUGGUUAUGGCAUUGCCAUCCAAAAAGAUUCUGGGUGGAAGCGCCAGGUGGACCUUGCUAUCCUGCAGCUCUUUGGGGAUGGGGAGAUGGAGGAGCUGGAAGCUCUGUGGCUCACGGGCAUCUGCCACAACGAGAAGAACGAGGUUAUGAGCAGCCAGCUGGACAUCGACAACAUGGCGGGCGUCUUCUACAUGCUGGGCGCGGCCAUGGCUCUCAGCCUCAUCACCUUCAUCUGCGAACACCUUUUCUAUUGGCAGUUCCGCCACUGCUUUAUGGGCGUCUGUUCUGGCAAGCCUGGCAUGGUCUUCUCCAUCAGCAGAGGUAUCUACAGCUGCAUCCACGGGGUGGCCAUCGAGGAGCGCCAAUCCGUGAUGAACUCCCCCACCGCGACCAUGAACAACACCCACUCCAACAUCCUGCGUCUGCUCCGCACGGCCAAGAACAUGGCCAACCUGUCUGGCGUGAACGGCUCCCCACAGAGCGCCCUGGACUUCAUCCGCCGCGAGUCGUCCGUCUACGACAUCUCCGAGCACCGCCGCAGCUUCACACACUCCGACUGCAAGUCCUAUAACAACCCGCCCUGCGAGGAGAACCUCUUCAGUGACUACAUCAGCGAGGUGGAGAGGACUUUUGGCAAUCUGCAGUUGAAGGACAGCAACGUGUACCAGGACCACUACCACCACCACCACCGGCCCCACAGCAUCGGCAGCACCAGCUCCAUCGACGGGCUCUACGACUGCGACAACCCGCCCUUCACCACGCAGCCCAGGUCCCUGGGCAAGAAGCCCCUGGACAUCGGCCUCCCCUCCUCUAAGCACAGCCAGCUGAGCGACCUGUACGGCAAGUUCUCCUUCAAGAGCGACCGCUACAGUGGCCAUGACGACCUGAUCCGCUCCGAUGUGUCCGACAUCUCCACGCACACGGUCACCUACGGCAACAUCGAAGGCAACGCGGCCAAGCGGCGGAAGCAGCAGUACAAGGACAGCCUCAAGAAGCGGCCGGCCUCGGCCAAGUCCCGCCGGGAAUUCGAUGAGAUCGAGCUGGCCUACCGCCGCAGGCCGCCCCGCUCCCCCGACCACAAGCGCUACUUCAGGGACAAGGAAGGGCUGCGGGACUUCUACCUGGACCAGUUCCGCACCAAGGAGAACUCGCCGCACUGGGAACACGUGGACUUGACUGAUAUCUACAAGGAGCGUGGCGAGGACUUCAAGCGCGACUCGGUGGGCGGAGGAGGACCCUGUACCAACAGAUCGCACCUCAAACACGGGACGGGUGACAAGCACGGCGUGGUCGGCGGGGUCCCAGCCCCCUGGGAGAAAAACCUGACCAACGUGGACUGGGAGGAGCGCUCCGGGGGCAACUUCUGCCGCAGCUGCCCGUCCAAGCUGCACAACUACUCGGCCACGGUGGCGGGGCAAAAUUCGGGCCGGCAAGCGUGCAUCCGCUGCGAGGCGUGCAAGAAGGCCGGCAACCUGUACGACAUCAGCGAGGACAACUCCCUGCAGGAGCUGGACCAGCCGGCUGCCCCGGUGGCCGUGACGUCGAAUGCGUCCACCACCAAGUACCCCCAGAGUCCGACCAACUCCAAGGCCCAGAAGAAGACCCGGAACAAGCUGAGGCGACAGCACUCCUACGACACCUUCGUGGACCUGCAGAAGGAGGAGGCCGCCCUGGCCCCGCGCAGCGUGAGCCUGAAAGACAAGGGCCGCUUCCUGGACGGCAGUCCCUACGCGCACAUGUUUGAGAUGCCGGCCAGCGAGAGCACGUUCGGCAACGGCAAGGCGGCGGCGCCGGCCGCGGGACAUCACCAUCACAGCAACCCCGGCGGAGGCUACAUGCUCAGCAAGUCGCUCUACCCCGACCGGGUCACGCAGAACCCUUUCAUCCCCACUUUCGGGGACGACCAGUGCUUGCUCCAUGGCAGCAAAUCCUACUUCUUCAGGCAGCCCACGGUGGCUGGGGCGCCGAAAGCCAGGCCGGACUUCCGGGCCCUUGUCACCAACAAGCCGGUGGUCUCGGCCCUACAUGGGGCUGUGCCAGGCCGCUUCCAGAAAGACAUCUGUAUAGGGAACCAGUCCAACCCCUGUGUGCCUAACAACAAAAACCCCAGGGCUUUCAAUGGCUCCAGCAAUGGGCAUGUGUAUGAGAAACUGUCUAGUAUUGAGUCUGAUGUCUGAGUGAGGGAAGAGAGAGGCGAAGGUGGGUACGGGAGGGUUGGGCUGUGGGCGUGUGGUGCGCAUGUCACGGAGGGUGACGGGGGUGAACUUGGUUCCCAUUUGCUCCUUUCUUGUCGUUUUCAUUUAUUUAUGGGAUCCUGGAGUUCUGAUUCCUUCUGAGAGCGACCCUGGUGACCAGCACCAUCUCUGCUCCCUUUCCAGUCCCCUCCUCCUUCCCCAUCUGUCCAUCAUUCCCGUCCCGAUUCCCGCGAGAGGAUACGGUGGGCUCACUCCGCCGGCGAGGGCGAAGCACAGAAAGAAGUGGCCGCGUGCAAGCUUCCUCCUGGCGUGGAAGGACUCUUUGCCACGCACUUCGAGUGAAGCGAGGAGAAACAGGAGGAGGCCACAAGAGCACAGGAUAGCUGUUCCCAAACUGCUCUUUAUGUUUAGGUGAGGAAGCAGAAGUAUCCAGAUAAGAUCAUUUAGCAUACUGCCUGUGAAUGAAAGGAGGCUUUUGCUAAAUUCUUGUUGCUUAAAUGGCGUCUGUUUAGGGAUCAUGCGCCAAGAAGAGGGUGGGAAGCCAUGUGUGUUUAUAUAUAAGCCAAAAAAAAAAAAAAAAAAAAAAAGCUUGGACUCCAUGGGCCUUAUUGGUGGUGGACUAGAAUGAAAGGUCACUGACAAGUAAUGUGAGUACAUUAUGGCAGUGUUUCAUGGUGCGUUAGGGGCAAGGAAGGAUGGACUGCUUGUGCAUGUGUGUCUGUGUACCCCUGCACACGUGUUGUCUAUACACACCAGUAGUCCUGCCUAUUCGUGUGGAGAAGGCAGCCUUGACUCAUGAUAUUGUUUCUUUCAAUAUCCUUAAGAAACGUGCUUGUUUUGGCUUAUAUACAAACAGAGAUGGUCAUAUUUUAUCUGAAUUUUGGCUGUCUCACCCCUCUACCCUUCCUGAAUGAGGAAAAUGGAAGUUCUUGAUGGAAAAGUGUCUGUGGUUUACACAAAAACGUGGGUGAAUGAUCCUACAGAAGCAACGCGUAAAAGUAAUCCCUUCGUGGUUGCCAGUCCUUUCAGCCAGUUUUCACCAAGAACUUUCCAGGAAGGCUAAAGGGAAAUGGGGGCAGCCAGGAUUCUUUUUGCCUGUACUUGAGAGCAGAGGAUUGUACAAGGCUCUCUGGAGCUUUUUAGACCCUCGGCUGGCCAGUUGGGGGUUGGGGGGGGAGGAGCCAAGUAAGGCUUUGACGAACAGGGGAGUUGUUUAUGGUAGGGUAAGUGAGAGAGGGGGAUGUUUUCAAUGCUUUGAUCCCUUCUUACUUAACCUGGAGCUAGGAGAGCAGGCUUGUUCCUCCCCAAAUUGGCCACAACCAAUGCAGAGCAGUGAAGAAGAAUGAGCUUGCCCCAUGAGUACAGCUCGGGAGACACGGAAGGAAGGGAAGAAAUUUGGAAGUGGGGAGAAGUGGGGAGGGACUCCUCCUUGCUACCCAUUUGGCUCUGGCUCCCUGAGAAUGUGACAUUGAGCCCAGUGGGGCUUCUCUGUAGAAGCCCCUCCAUCUUCCUGCAACACCUCCUUUCCCUGCCAGAUCGUCCCAUUCGAGAAUAAAUAAAUAUAAAUAUAUAUAUAUACACAUAUACAUAUAAACCUCCAGGGAUGAGGGUACUGGCGGAUGAAAUACCCCCUUCACUCAAAGUUGGAAACUUGAGAGGGGAUGUGAAUACUUGUCACUGCCAGUCCUGAAACUUGGGGUAGGCGUGUUCUGUGGGUCAGUUCCACUGUCCUGCCAUCCUCCCCUCACCCAGGGUGGCAGCCAAAGAGCCGGGUCAGUGUGGAAGCUUGGCUGCAGGAGCUCCACGUUGCACACAGGACACAUAAACCAGAAAGGUGCUUAUCCUCCUCUGGAAGGAAGCUGCCAUGUCUCUUCAAGUCACACCCACCCUGGCCCUGACUCACCACCCUUCCUCACCCCUGCCCUUGCUGCCCCUGCCCUCUCCCUUGUUUUUUUUUUUUUUUUGUUUUUUUUUUUAACCUCAGUCUCUUUCAUUUUCAAGCCAACCGAAGGCCUUGUAAAUCUUCGUUUUCUUUCAAACGAACCUGGGGGCAAGGGGCUGAAUCUCUCACAGAUCUGGAGAGAAGAGAACAGAGUGCUUUACCUUAGAGUCAAGGAAAGACUUGGAAAGAGAGGACAGAGGGCAUGAGGCAUCUCCAGGAGGAAGAAGGCGAAGGGCCAUAGAACAUUCUUCACCCUGACUCUGUCCCAGGUCAGGGAUUCCUCCCUCAUUCUUCCUCUUACCUCACCCCUUUCAAAGAAAAAAACCAAACCAACUAACCUAGCGAACAGCAAUCUAGAACAAAGGGGGCUCUGUCAUCUCCCCUGGUGACAGAAAUCGAGAUGGUGUUUAUUUCAUAUGUAAAUAUUUUGUUUUCUAAUUAAUUUUGUAUAGCUAAAGUGUUCUCUUGUGAGUAUUCAGGGUGUUGGGCUGGAGGGAGUGGGGUGGGGAUGGGAAUGAAGGGGGAAGAAGUGUUUUGUUACAGGGUUUCAUUUUCCAUUGGGGGGGAAUUGUUUUCUAUGGCUUUCACUUCAGGGGAUCUGGAGAAAAAUGAAUGGGAACAGAGGCCACUUCAUUGAGGCUGCCAAGGAAGGGGUGUGUGUCUAUGCCUCUCACUUCACCAGUCUUCUUAUUGGCCUGUGAGAAAUAUCCGUGCCCUUCAGCCUGGGCUUGGCAUUGGCCCCAGUUGUCUUGAAGCAAAUCCCAGGCCCAGCUCCUAUCUUCCGGGUAGACCAGCGAUCACCAGCAUCUGUGCAAAGUCAAGCUGGUGGCGCCAUAUUACCCGCAUCUGCACCUAGGGCAGGAAAGAUUCCCCAAAAUGCUUUAACCAGAAUUGCCAUCAAAUCAACCUCACACCCUUAGAUGUGGCCGAGAGGUUUCAGGAAGCUCAGUCUUGAGAAAUCUCCCUGCAGCUCCCUCUGAUGUUUAACAGGCUUCUCAGUCACUCUGACCCUUUUCUUCCUAGUACCUGGAAGAAACUCUACUGGCCCCCUCCCUUCCUCCACAAUUUCUAAAAUCAGCACCACAAGCACACUUAGAAAAUUCCCACUCAGUCCCCUUUCUUGAAGCAUGUGUUAUCUGGUUACAGGGAGGUAGCCCUAGAUAUAUGUCUUACCAAUUUGCAUGCUUUUCCAGAAAAGAUGACCAGAUCUGCUCAAAACUCAGUGGCCAGAUGAUUCUCUUAGAAAGGUGGCAUAAAUUGGUUUUAGAGGUAGAAGGGUGAGUACGAGAGGGAUGAUGCCAGUGGUGGUUGUAUUCUUGCCUUGUCCUCACUUCUGCCAUCAGGAAGGUGCUAUUAGCCUUGAGCCAGGUAUUCAUAACCUGACCUUGGGUUAACCAGACAAGCUGAAUUUCUUUCACUGGACCAUUGGCCUUGUGAAGAGUGGCAGCCUCUCUGUCUUUACGACAGGAUGACAUUUCCAAAUCCGUUUAGCCAAGAUAAUACAUUACAUUUUUGUACUAUCCUUUCAUCAUCAAAAGCUGUCAGCUGGAUAAUUUCAUUUUUUUAAAUCCUUCUUUGGCCCCAGCUGACCACCUCUCUUUCACCGGAUGUUUGAAUGAAGACCAAAUAAGGUAGUCAUGGCCUGCUCAAGAAAGCUUAAAGAAAGGAAGGCUGAGCAAUGCCAAGUUCUAGCUGUUACUUGGUUCCAAAAUAACAAACCAGGAAAAUGCACGAGGAUGAAUUCAGUUAUCAGCCCCAUCUAUUCCACAGCCCCAUCUAUUCCACAGUCCAUUGGGUCUGGACAAAGACCCAGUCUAUCCAAAAUGUGUGAUUUCACAGGCAUUCUCAGGAGGGCUAAUUGUUCCUUUUUUUUUUUUCUUUUUUUCUUUCCGAAUCCAUGCUUUCUAUCUUUAUGGAGUCCUUUAUCAAUCCCUUUCCUGUGGAAGUGGGUUGGUGGCUGUGGUCCUGUAUGUGGUACCUUUCUUAGUAGCCAUGCUUAAAUUUCAGCAUUCCUAUCAACCUCAGAUAAUCUAACCCUUGAAUUUGCCUGAGUCAGAAGUGUACACACCCUUCAGAGUGCUGCAUGUACAGUGGAUCUUGUCAUUGCCAAGUAUGUCACUGUGUAUCUUCAGCCAGAAUGUGGGAAAUAGCCUUGCUGUGGCCACAGCUCUCCUGGCCACAGCUGUUUUGACUGGGGGAAAAAAAAUCCCACAUGGUUCCAUUAAAUGUUGGUGGUGUCAGUAGUGCCAAAAUGCAUGUGUAAUGUGAUAAAAUAAGAGUCGUCUAGAAAAGUAAGUGAAUAUCACCUGCCCAAUCUUCUGGGGCUAUCAGGAGUUGCCCAAGGGUGAAUUCUCUGCAUGGGAGGUGAAGAAACUGUGUUACCAAAAUGCAGCGUGCUGGUCACCUGCACAUCUCGUUUAAGAACUAGGGUUUCUUUGUCUUUUUGUUUGGUUUGUACUUUGUUCAAGAUUUAGGGACAGAAUAGCCAGAUUGUUUGGGCAAUAGCCUUAGGAAAAAGCUAUUCCAGAACUCACUUUAUUCUUUUAAUUCCCAUCUCUUUAAAAAAGCCCUGUCACUGCUUGACACCCUGUGUGUGUCUCAUAUGUUAAGAAUGAUUCAGAUGUACACAUAAAUGAUGUAGCCUCAGUGCUCUGGUGAAUGCAUUAGGCAUUUCCAGGUACUGUGGCCAUUCUUUACAUGCUCUCUAUACCCAAAGCCAUAUAAGAGAUGUGUGCUCAGUAGACUGCCAGAUGCUUUGGUAGAGCAUUUCUUUCUUCACUUGAGUGUCAAGAGACUCUCUUUCCUAUCUAAGGAACUCUCUUAUGGAUGAGAAGCAGUUAAAGGGAGAUAGUUAUACUGGAGUGUGUCUGGCCUUAAAAAUGGCAUGUGGUCCAUGGUGUGACUUCAGAGGUCCUGAGAAGACCUUUCCUUUUUAUCCUAUAUCCCAUUCCAACAACUGGCCUGCCACCCAGAUUUAUUCCUUCAGCCCUAAGCUGCUUCUCUAUCAUUUAGAUGAAAAACAUCCUGGGGAAGGGUGCCAUAUUAAGCCAUAUUAGGGAUUUAUACAUUUAAACAACUAGUUUAUGAGUCUCAUUUCUUUUCCUAGGAAUCAAAUAAUGACACCGGAGAAGAGGGAGAGAGCAAAGCCUGCUAAGAGUAGCAAAUGGCGAGGAAAGAUACAAGUUCUAAGUAUAGAGAGAGCGAGAGGAUCUCAUCUUUCUGCUUUUAUUCAAGGCUCAUGUGACAUGGAAUAGGACUCCUAGCUAGAGAUUCUUUUCCAUAAAGCAGUCACAUGAGCAUGUAGUUUAUGAAUUUCUAAUAUCAAUACCUGCAGGGCAGGCUAAGGACUUGGACCCCUUCUGUAGAAAAUGGAAGACUGAGACUUCUCCUCCAUUGCAGGUUACUGAGUAGACAGCUAGAAGACCAAAUUUUGAUAAUGAAAAGUUACUGUUGUUCUCUGCCCUCAGUGCCAAUUCAAUCAAUCUUCCAAUUUAGUGGUGUUCUAUAGUCUGCACUUCCCCACCUCUGUAGGGGGUGCCCACUGAUCCCAACAUACACUGGGGAGCUACUGGACUAGAGGGGUAGAACUUAACCAGCGGAUGGCUCUUUUUUAGACCUAGCAGAUAUCUGGGACAUCACUAAAAUAUAGAUUCAUCAGUCUGAGAACUUCUAGGAAUGAUCUGAAUCUAGGAUUCCUUUCUAGUUUGGGGGUCCCAGUGUUAUAUAAAAUCACAGGAUAUCUGAAUAAUAUCCCUCCCUCCAUCCCAUUCCAACCCCAUUGACUCAAUCACACAGGGAUCCUAUGGGUCCUAUGACUACAGAGAGAGACCCCUCUCUUCUCAUGACAAAAAAAACAGCCCCAGAAAAACCUAAAAUGAAAACCAGUGCACUUUCCAUGCCUUGAAGAGAUGAGUUUACUUACAAUGUUGAUGCAAGGGGGAAAAAAAUCUUGCAAAGAAUGGUGGGUUAGGAUAGCAGUACUGGGAAUAAGUGGGCAAAGUUAGAAACCAUCCAUGCUUCUCUACCAGCAUGUCCAUUUGCCUCCAUCUCAGAUCUCAUCCCAGUUUCUGGCUCUGUUUGUGCUUGAAAACAGAAUUACUAGUGAGGAAUCCUGAUGAGAAUUGAAGGUAGAAGGCAGAGUAGAUGAGUCGAAUUCCUUAUGGCCUGGGACUCUGGUGUGUAGAAUCUGUGUUUUGGCCAAGGUGAAAGCAUUGGAACUUGAUGCAAAGAUUGAGGGUACAAUUAAAAAGCAUGACACUAUAAGCCCAUUAUAAAACCAUUCUUUUAAAGAGUUAGUCUCAGCAAUUCAAACCUGAACUCUUUUUAUUGCCAUUAUGUUAGCAUUGUGAUUUAGGGGGUGGAGCAGAUCCCAGUGCUAUUAUGAAGGAUGGGGAAAAAAACCCACAAAACUCUAGUUAAAUGUGUUAGUUCAAUUUAAACCAGUGUCUACUGAACACAUAUUAUGCCUCUGGGCUGGUACUGUGAAGAAUAUAAAAGAGUUUAAAAUGGAGUAUAUUAUACUCCCAUAUAAUGUGUGAAUAUCAAAGCAUACACUAUUUAAAUGUAUGUAUUAUAUACGUAUAAAUAGGUGUGCCUAAAUGGGCAGAUUUAUACAUGCAGGUUUAAUUUUUUUCUGGUUUCAGAGGGUAAGUCAAAGAUUUCAUGCAUUAUAUUAUUUUAAAACACUGCAGAGAUUCAGCUCUCCCCUUCAUGGCCAUGCCCAAAUCCUUCUUUUGGAAUUAUUCCACAUCCCUGUGCUAAAUCUCUGAAAUUCCCUCUCUGACCACAACCUGGCAUUGUCUGUAUCCUCUCUGCCUUCCUUCAAGCUCCCUUUGUUCUUCUUCCAUAAGCCCGUCUGAUUUCACUUUUCUCCCUCCUUUGUCUCACCCUGUGCUCACCCACACCAAAGACACCCUAACCAGCAAUCUCUUCCUCUCACCUUCUCACCACACCUACCUUGCUUUCCUGACUCUGUAUCCCGUUCUCCCAUCAUCCACUCCAUCUCCAGGGACAGAAGCUCAAAACUGAUGCCAAAGAGUACAGAUUGGAUCCAUUUACUCUCACCUAACCCCUACCCAGAUAGGACAUAUUUUUUAUCCUCCACCACUGACCCACCCAUUACAUUCUCCAAGUAUUUGUUAAAUUUAUCCUUUAUUUUCUUUUCAUUUACAUCUUUCUUUCCGACCAUAUUAUUAAGAAAAGAUAUCUGACUUUGCAGAUUCUCACAUGACCUCUCCUCUCUACCUUUAAAUUUUAAUUCCUUCCUGUUCUUCACUCAUCUUUGCCAUCCUUCCUCCCAACUCAGUGCUCCCUUCCCCAUACUCUGAUACCCUCUGACCUCUUCCAAGGUGCUCCCACCAAUAGCACUUCUCCCUGUUGCAUCUUUAAUCUCUUCCACACAUCCACCUACAAUAAUCUCUAAAAACAAUUCUCAAUCCUACCAUGUCUAGAAACAAAUCCUACAACAAUCUCUAAAACCAAAUCUUCUCUCAAUCCAAUCAGACUCUGAAUUCCUGUCCUGUCUCCAUUUUUUUUUUUUUUUUCACUUUCAAACUUCUCUGAAGGGUAGUCUUUUUCUCUUCCUCACCUAAAGAGAGUAAAGGUAAUUUAACCUUUAAAAUUGGGCCCCAUCCUUCCAUUGUCCUGAAACUGCUCAGUGGCAGCAUCCCAGUGAACUUCUUGGACUUGUUGUUACAAAAUCUGAUAACCGUUGGGUCUUUUUUAUUCUGCUCUUCAGCAUCAUGAAUACUAACCUAAAUAUACUGCUGGGUAGCAGCAUAGUCUGGUUUUAAUCCUAGCCUCUCUGGGUUUCACCACUGGUUCCUACUAUUAGUCCUGUCUCCUCAGCGUUGACUUGGCAUGCUCUUCCUUUUCUCCAUGCUUCUAUAGCUAUAUUUCUAUUUUCUACCACUUCAACGACUCUCUGAAGGAGGAUGAAUCCCAAAGAUUUCCUCCUAGACCUGAAUUUUCAACUUAAUACACAUAUUUCCAGUCACCUCCUGGACAGCUAACUUCAUAUUGAGUCAACUAUCCAAUGGAAACCAACAUAAUUACCAAGUCCUGCCUCUUGAUUAAUGGUACUACCUACCAUUCCUUCUGUCACCAAACUAAAGCUUUUCGGCCCCCUUUGCCUUCUCCAUUUCCCUCAUCCUGCAUGUCUAAUCCUCUAGAAAGCCUGGUUAUUCUUACCCUGAAAUUUUCUAAGUCUUUUCAUUUAGGCCCUCCCCUCUACUUUGGUUUACUUCAAGGUCAUUUAACACUGUUCCAGAACUUUAUAUUUGAAUCUACUCUUCUCAGCAUCACUCCAUCGACACAAUUAAAUCAUGUCAUUCUCCUAGCUCAACAAAACAAACAACCCUUCAUUGGGCUGUAUAUUCCACAACCUACAACUAGAAUAACUUCCCAUUAUUUUGCCUGUGUUUGUUUGUGGCUCAAAGAGCAAACACAAUCACACUUUUUGUCCCUUUCUUUUCUUGUAUACAACUUGUUCUCCCACUUUUGUCUUUCCGUAAACUGUUCCCUUUGCCCCACAUUCUCUCCUCCCCAUUGCCUAUCUCAUUCCCUUCUUGCAUAAUAUCCAUCUUCCUCUGUACAAAUCUUCAAAGACCAGAACAAAUGGACACAAUGUUCACUUUAUUCCAUCUCUCAUUCCCCCCAAAACCCCAUAUGUAGGGAUAUGCCUUUCAUGAAUACCCAUAGGACCUUAAUUGUGUCUCUCUAGUGGUAGCCAUCAUGAACCAUCUUCUUUUAUAGUUAUUUAGCUACACAUCCAUCUUCCCUGCUAGACUGUUAACUCCCUAUGGUCAGGGGUCAUGCAUUUAUUCAUCUUUUAUCUCCUGUAGCAUGUCACAGUGCAUCUUGUUUAUGGAAGGCACUGAAAAAUGUUUGAUACGAUUAUAAAUUGUAAUGGAAAAGGUGUCACUUUAUUUUGCCCACAGAAUACUUAAAUUUGCAGUAAAACCUAAGGAUGAGUCCUUUCACAUUUAUCUCUGUGUGUCUGCUUCCACCCACAAUCACUGUGACACUGAACGUGAAUCCAUUCCCAUGUUAAUUGUUAUUUCAGGUGGGAAUUUAGAUUUUUUUCUACAUUUUUAUUUGUCCUUUGAAGUUAUCCUGUGACUGUCUUAACCAUUAGUGGAGGGAACUUGGAAUACAGUAUAUAUACAAACAAAGUAAGUGAUAGAGGGAGAGACUGUGGAGGAUAUUGAUCAAAUGUUAGGUAUCAGGAGCUUUUCAGAUGCUUUGAAUGCACUUUGUCUCCUCCAGACACUGCUCAGCCCAGACUAAGUCUCUCACAAUCAGAUCUGUGCUGGGAUUGUUCUGGUCUUGAGGCAACCUAUAGCAUUUUUGUUAAGCACUUGCAGAAUCAUAAAGAUCUUGUCACAGUUCAGACUCACAAACCACACAGUUUUAGGGACCCCAGGUGGUGGUCCAGUAGGACCAGUCUCUUAUGCUGUGUGCUUGGUACUUUCCUCAUCUGUAUCUAUGCUGGAUCAGACUUGGGAGGACCUGUUUGUGCUGCUCAGGACCUAUGUCUUGAUAUUUGUUUCCUGGACUGUGGAUUCUCAUUCUUUCUGAGGCUUAGACUACAGGGCAGCUUCUCCCAAAGGGAGGACAAGUGUUGAAGUCAUCAAGCACUUUAUUUUUGUCUCUAUAAUGCAAAUGAAAGUAGUUAAGAUUCUGAGCUGGCUCAGAGAGAAUUCAAGUUUCUAAAUGACUCCUUUCUCUCUAAAUGUGAAGGAAUUCAUGACCUUAUGGCCUUCCUGUCCCUUUACUCUCUGAGCCCCUUUCACCCUUCCACACCGCUUUGAUGGGUUACUAAGGAAGCUGUCCGUUCCUUCUAAUCAGUGUCAGUUGCUGAACAAACUCCUAGAACUGAUACUGUCCUUUCACUUAAGCUGCUCUGGUCACUGAUAAUAUUCCCUUCUCCGGGCCAGCCUCCUCUAUAAAUUUCAUUUUGCCAUCGAUCAUGAAUUUUAAUUAAUGUGCGUUAAUUUAAAGCACCCUAUAGCAAACCAAACCCAAAUCCAGUUACAGCCUGUGAUAAGUCACUUCUUCAAAAAAGGGAACAAGGUCCAUUCUUCACUGAGAUGGGGCGGGGGGGGAGGGUGUGUAUUGUGGGCAAAAUGUGACAACUUGGGAGGCACCCUCAUGAGCAUUAAAAUGAAAAUCUUGGGAGGAGUGUUGUUCUUCUCAAAAGUUCCCUUAAGUCUAGAUAAUCCUGCUCCAGGAAAUAGGGAUAGUUAACAAUUUUAAAGCAAAAUCCAGCUCAUGAUGUUAUGACACUUUGUAUUUAAACCAGUAAAGCAAAUAGUCUGAUAAUUGCUGGUGGAAGUGUGGGGAGGUGCCAUCCUCGUGAAGAAGGACAUGCAUGAGUCUCUCUUGGAUCCAUGGAAUGAGGGAAACUGCAGGAUGCUCAGAGUAUAUUCAUCCAGAAGGCAGUUUCACUCGGGAGGUGUUCAUGUCCAUUACGAAAGCUGAGGAUGGGUAGGGGAGGAGGAAGGGAAAGCUAGGGGAGUCCGUGAUGGCCCUUCUCCUGGUGUCACAGAGCUAAGAGCUGCACCUGAGUCUCUUGGGUCCGCCUUGGUUACCGUUGUUGAUGAUAAGCUUUGGAAAAUAGCAGGACCCAAAGCUAAUGACCUUCCAGAUGUCUGUUCCUUUACUCAUUCCCAAGACGUGAGUGUUCACUCCAACUUGGAGCUUGUUUCCUGGGCAUAACUGGCCUGAAGCUACUUCUUGUUUUUUGAUUCCAUCUGUCACCUGAGAUGCGACAGGUUUCAAGGCACUUGCUGAGGGUCGCUCUCAUGGGGACUCGAAGUUUGCUUGAUCCAAGGCCAAAAACACCAGGGAAAGUAACAGCUGUCCAUGGCAGUGCCAGGAAAGCAAGCACCGCAUCCUGGCGGCCUUUGGCUGUAACUGUGCCCACUCGGCCAUGAGCAAUGAGUGGGGAACCUGGAUGCUAUCACAUCUAUAACAUCUGCAGGGAGGCCACUGGUGAGCCCCCAGCCAACGCUCAGGCUGUUCCCUUUGGACCACAGCACCCAGAAAGCUCCUCUUCGUCUCCCGGGCAGAUGGAGUGACUCAUCCCACUACCCACAGAAUCUGAGCCCCAGGGUGUGUCUCCCUCGCCCUCCUUGCGCUAAGAGACUCAGGCUCUGAAACCCGCCAGGACAUGGCUUCAGGGAAUGGGGCCGCAGGAAUGUGAGUGUGCUGGGCUGCCCGCUUCUCUUAGAUAAGGAUGCUCUCCAUUUCCAGAGGGUAUAUAUAUAUAAAUGUAUUUUUUUUUUCUUGUAAAACCAAAACAUGCCUGCCUGAAACCUCAGUCUUAUACAGAGACCAGUCUUUGUAGUUAACUCCCCAUGUCAUUGUCACAUCUGAAUUGUCAUUGAUCAUUUGCUUUUGAAAUCAAGGGCUAUUUUCGUGUUCCCUUUGGCCAUGACAUAGAACCAGUGGAAAAUCAGACAUGAGGCCCUGACACUGCAUCUGCCAGAGGUGUGCUCUUGUAACUUAUUAGUCACAUCUGUAAAUUCACCCCAGCAGCCUCACUAUACCUAAUUUGGCCUCUUUGUCAUGCUUGCGCCUGCUCCAACACACAUCACACGUGUAUACACACACACUCCUAACAGAUAGAUCCCAAACUGCCCAUGUCCAUUACGUUAUGGAGGAUCAGGGAUAUACAUUUUCCUGGUAAAUGAAAGUGUUCUUUUGGAACUGGAUGGACAGAUUGCAGUUUUUUGAGCCACCAUGUUUCCUUUGCUCUUCUGAGCCUGUGGAUCACCGACGCCUCAAGCUUUGACAGAAUAGCCAAGCUUUAUGAUAAGGGUUGUAAUAGAACACACAGGCGUACUAUGCCUGUCCCUAUUGAACCCUGUGGAAUCCAUGUGGUCCUCAGAUAUCCCAUUAGUGGGUCAGUGCUAAGAGGAUGGAGAAGCAAAAGACAGGCUCAAGCACAGACAGGCUCGAUGCUUAGAUAAACACAGUUCUAUGUGUACGCACAUCUCCUCUUGACAACACCACGAGCAGGGGUGGAGAGGUUCUGUCCUCAGUGGGGACACGAAAGGCAAAUGUACCGUGGGCGAUUCUUUAAAUUUUUCUUCUCCCAGGGUCAAGAGUGGGGAAACUAUCACGACCUCACGCCAGCAAAGAGGCUAGAGAAACAUCCAGGCAGAACUGUUAUUGCAAAAAACAGAACAGAGCAAAAAUACCCUUUCUGUCAUGCAAACACAAUUGGAAAAUGAUGGGGGCACUUACAGCCGUGUUUUCUUUCCCCUGGUUCCCUUACUAUCUUGCAUCCUUGUUCUCAAUAUAGGGCUCCUGAGGUGUUCUGUGUUCUAAGUCAGCCCCAAGCAGCUCACCCUCAAAAACACGUGCAGUGCAUAUGCACCAUCAGGAUGAGAAGCUGAGAGCACAGAACUUGAAUGUAUGCACGGUAUUUAAUAUUCUCAAACCAGAACCCAACAAGCCUAGUACAGUCAGCCCCACUUGACUCAUAUCUUAAUGAUGGGGGACAGGGCCUGCGGCGCAUAACUGAGUUCCUAGGAUCCCAGAAAAGAGAACAACUUUGUUGCUGGAUUCCUCCUGAGUACGUUCAGUGAUCUGGGCAAUUACCUUGGUCACUUCUUGGCAGCAGGCACAAGAAAUGGGGCACAGAGAAGUUUGAGGAGUCAUUGCUUACGCAUUCUUAGCACAAUUCCCUGAGCUGUGGCAGUUUCUAGCCUGACUCUGCUACCCCACCUUGGAGAAGGAGAGUUUCUGAGGUCACCAGCAGCCCGCUUAUGUCUUCACCAUAACCAUUCCUCCAGAUGGCUUCCUUUGGCAUGGAAGUAUGAUCGUCUUUUAAUUUUACAGAUGAAAAAAGUUGAAACACAGCAGAAUUUGAUGAUUAGUCAAAACUAAGGUUAUGUAGGAAAUUUUUGGCAGAACCAAAUUUGUCUGAAUUUCCAACUCUCAGCCUGGCUCGCCAAGUAAUGCUGCCUGAAUUAUUCACCCCGUCCUGUGUCCAGCAUCUAACAGAGGGGGAAAAUUCAGGGGAAAAAAAUAGGCUGCUGGUUGAUGGUUUACUCAGAGAUCUUUCCCAUGAGAAUUUGUCUUCUUCACAGAGCCAUACACACACACACACACACACACACACACACACACACACACACACACACUCCACAGGAGUCUAAGAGACAAGUCAAAGGCAGAAGAAAAAGAACUUAAAACUGAGAAAGGGGUAGUAGAAAAGUUUCUGUAAUGAAGAAGAGUUGAAAACUAAAUAACAAAAAUGGUUUUGAAUUUUGUGGGGUGACACAUUGUGAAUAAUUUUUUAUCAUUAAAACCUUUUUAUGUAGCAUGUAACCCACUCAAAUAAAGAGCUCAAGAAAAACCGAGACAGAGGAUUUCUUCCCGAGUGUUCCAUGGGGAAGGGAGCCUUCAAGAAUCUGUGGAGGAAGACAUGAUAGUCUGAAGGUGUCAGCAGUUCUCAUCAGCCCAUGGUGAGAAGGGCAACCUCAAGGGAAAGCCUUUUAGCUUCUGGGUAAUUUGGUCAAGUUCAAACACAGCAAGCUUGAUGCCAGUGGUUAGGUGUGAGUUAGUUCUGGGAGCCUAAGUCAAAAUAUAAGGAGGUUCACAUAUACAGUGGGUUUCAGAAGGAAGUGUUUAGAUCCCUCAGGAUCAUAAUAAAUAACCAAGCCCAGAGGAAGGGAGGCAUGGAUGUUGCAAAGACUAAUGAAGUUCUCCUGAGAAUUCUUAUGAAACCAUAAUUUUGCCCUAAGACUAUAACAGUGAAACCUUUAAGCACCCAAGAGCCAGGGAAUUCUGCACCCAUCUUCUUUUGCAGUCCACCUGUUCACUGGUGAAUAGUUCAAGAUCAGGAAGUAGUCAUCAGCCUUUCUUCUCACGGAGACAGGCAGGAUGUAGUUUCCUCUGAUAGCAGCUCUUGACUUCUUCUCAGGCCUAAAUCCAUGUCUUUAGUUUAUGCCGAAGAACAGAUUUUGGUUCACAUACAGAUCGUUCUUCUUAUACCAGGGGCAGUGAAAGAGCAUUGUGUACUAGUUCAAUGUAGAAAAUUUUUUUCAUUUCAUCAAUUCAUCUUGCCCCUGAGAAAAGAUAGAAGUGGGGGUAGGAAGUUGGAAGAGUCCUUAAAUAGCUGGGCUGAGUGGGGGGAAGGUGUCUUCUGUACCUUCAGUUCCAAUGUGGUCAUUCCCAGAGCCUGGCUCAGGACCCUGGCUCCAGAAAAGAAUAGGGGCUGUGAGAGGAGGUGAGUUUUAUUCCCAGGUACACAUGAUGUAGAGGAAGGUACUGAAGCCCUCCUUAAGCUCAAAGUGUAGAAUCAAGCUAAUUACAAGUAUCCUUUCUGCCUUCCCAAACACUACCUGAAAUCAUGAUGGCAUCACAGGAAGCUGAGGGAGAGGGAUAGGGCUGUUCUGUCCUGACGCCACAGGGACUCCAUCCUUCACAGAAAUGUUGUUGCAGAUACUGGGUCCUUGAUGCUGCUUCUUGAGUAACAGGGCUGACAGCUGAAGCAUAUUAGAGCAUCCCUGUUAUCCUGCAGCUUAGCAGAAUCAUUUCAUCAAAACUACAGAGGCCUUGUGCUUAGUAUUAAAGGUUCCAUAGAAAUGAAAAAGCCAGCCUUGCAGCAUAGCUAGCUCACGGGGAAAGAUAGGGAGCAUGAUGAGGGCAAAGUUUUACAAAGAAAAUCCAUGUCUGUGCAAGAUUGGAGUUGCUAAGCUGAGAGCGCACAUGAAAUGAGGGGACCUUCUCCUUUGGAGUAGAUUUUCUUGGACGUGGGCACUGGUGGUCCCGUGGAAAAGCAGAAGAAGGUAGAGUCUAUUUCAGAGCCCAGGACUCUGCUGGGCAGCAGCUGCCACGUGAGUUUAACGCCUUCUCACUGAGAGAGGCAGGAUGUCGUUUCCUCUGAUAGUGAGCUUUUGACUUCUUCUCAGCCCAGGCUUGUCCAUUCAGCACCUAGUCAACUCACACUUCUCCUUGGCCUCUUGCUUUCUGCAGCUGACAUGGAAGAAUAGCCUGCAGGAAAAUGGCCCUGUUGGGGAAAGGCCUGGCAGGUGGAAAGAUGAAGGAAACCAAGAACAAAAUCAUGAUCUUCUGGGACCAUUAUCAUCGUUCUCUGGUUUCCUUUGUUUCUUUUCAUUUUCUUCAAUACAUCAUGGGGCCAUCUAUCUGAUCAUCACCAACAGACAUCCUACUGGCAGAGUCUGGUGUGGAAAUUCACAAAGAAUGAAUAGAGUCAGCAUAUUCCUGUUAACCCUGAUGGUCUUUGGGGCUUAUUCUCUCCUCCGGACCAAGCUCUUCUUUGAGACACUUGUUCUUGUUCCCUUCCUGGCAGCCAUGCUUCCAAAACCAUGUUUAGUGACUGGCACCGAACAAGAAGAAUGAUGGCGAUCACAGGAAAUAGACCAAAAUACUUACUUUUUUAGCCACCGCAAGGUGGCUUUUAUCAUUGAGCCUUCCAGGUUCCUUACUUGGAAAUGCCUGUCCUUGCCUCUCAGCCUUCUUGACCACUCUUCUGGUUCCUCUUCUUGGAUUCACCUCCCUCUUCACCUCCUUUCCCAAAAGGAGGGAUGGCUUCCUUAAGCUGCGUUAUUACCUAAACCCUGAGAGCAUUAAAGGAAACCGUGGGUAACUUCUCAUGGUUUUCUCAUUAUUUCUUACCUGGGAAAGAUGGAGACCUUUUAAAAGGAGACUGAUAAGCAAAUAAGCAGGACCUUAUUCCCAGAUGUUUCACCUCAAGGUCAAGUGCUGGGAAAGCUGGUCGGGCCUGACCCCAAUGAUGAUCUGUGGUUUAACAGUGGACAGGGCUGUGCUCUGGACCUUUAGGCCUCCUCCAUGAGAAUGUGCCCCAGGACUUUGGUCAUGGUGCCUGUCGUGUGUGCAGAGGCAUGGUGUGGUUGUUAUCAUCUCUCUUUUUAUCGUCUCCAGGCACAAGCCCUGUGUGACAGGGGAUGCUUGCAUUAGAGUCUGCACAUGCUGGCGAUGUGACACUCUCCUCCACUCCCCUUGGCCUGAAGACCACAGACUUUCUAAAUAUCUUACCCAAUGAUCCUUUGUACGUUAUUUUUAAAAUCAUUAACAUUGUCUCUUUAUUCAGAUGAGAAAGUGAACCAGGAAACAGACUCUGUGAUAAGCAGACAAAAAGCUUUAUUCUGAAAAACUCUCUUUGCUGAGCUGAGAAAAAUUCAAAAGCAGUGAAAGGAGAAGUUGGGGUCGAAUGGUUUAGGGGUGAAGAGAUGGUGGCACCAAUACCCAGGUGCUCUAGUUUAUUCCAUAAGAGACUUGUUUGCUGUUCCCUGAGAGCUCAGGCGGAAGGAGAAGCUGGGCUGCUAUUGAUUGUUCAGAAAAAAGUGGUGACAGACAGAUUUUAGAAAGAGGCACAGACUUCCUUCCAUAGACCUUGGUAAGCACUGCACCUUAAUUCCUCAAAAAUUUGUCUGCAAACCGUUAGGGUAGCUCCUCUCCAACGAUUUCCAUUCUCCAGUCAAAAAUGUUCUGAAUAGAAGAGGCUUAGACCCAUUAUGAUUACAUUUUCUUAAAUUGGGACGGCAAAGGGAGCUGUGGAAAACAAAAUACAUCUGGGGAAUAGAGUCAGCUGAAACUUUUUUUUUUUUUUUGGAAUGAUUCUGGAUCACAAAGUUAGGUCACCUCUGAGAGAGAAACACUUUUAAAUAAAAUGGUAUCUUUCCAUCCCCAGUAAAAACACUAGGUUUCUAAUCUGAUUACUAUUUACUUCAGGAAGGAAAUUGGCGGAGUAGAUUACAAACAGGCACUUUUACAGAUGGAUUUAAUCCCUAGUCUUACACAUAUUAACUUGGAAUUUACUGACUCAGACAAGAUCUUUUAAGCUAUAAAAUGUGAUUGAGAGGUGAUAGAGCAUAUGUUCUGAGCAAACCAGAAAGGCUAAAAAAAAGGUUAAGUAAUCCUCCCAAAUAUUCAGAGUCUUUAUAAAUUCUGCUCCACCCACAAGGGAGUUAGGAGUUAGGUAACAGCAAGAGAGCCAUUAAGACUCAAGGUAAUUUUUUCUUAAUUAUUAAAAAUAACAAUAAACCCAAGGACAAUUCUUAAAUCAGAGAUGACUGUGGAAAGCGAGUCCUACUCUUGUUAUUUAGAAAUUUGUUAAAGUUUAGAAUAGAGAACCGAUUUUUUUUUUUUUUUUUUUUUUUUUUUACUGAAACUCUUCCUUUUGGGAGAUUUGGCCUAUAGUGUAGGAGCAGAUGGUUUAUUCAUGCAUGGAUAUUUAUUGAGUGGAAACCCUAUACCAAGGAUACAGAAGUUAACAGCACAAAGUCUAUGCCCUCAUGAAGCUUACAUGUUGAUGAGAGGAAAUAGAUAGGACAUCAGUAAAUAUAUUUCAUGUCAGAUACUUCAGGCAGUGUCCUGGAGAAAAAUGAGACAGAUUAAGUGAGGUAGAGGAUGAUAGGGUGGGUGUGGGGUUGCUACUUGCUACUUGUUAUAGGGUGGACAGGAAAAGUUUCUAUGAAAAGGUGAAAGUUGAUCAAAGGCUUAAAGAAAACAGGGGAGUGAACCUCAGAGUUUUCAUUGUAAAGGGCUUUUCAGACAAAUGGAAAGCAGUUGCAAAGGUCCUGGGGUCAAACCAUGUGCUUGGCACACUUAAGGGAGAGCCAGGAGGUCAAGUGAGUAAAGAGGAGAAUGUGGCAGAUGAAGUCAGAGAGAUGACACUGUCCCACAAGUCUUAGAGGUCAUUGUCAGGGCUUUUACCAAGAGCAAGAUGGUUCAGAGCAAGAGUGAUAUGACCUGACUCGCAUUUCAAAACCAGUAGUGUGACGGCUGUGUUGCCACCUUCUCUCUUGAGAUGGUGAGCAAUGGAAGACGUAGCAGGACCAUGUAGGAGGACAUUGCAUCCAUCCAAGUAAAAGGUAUAGUGGCUUAAGCCAUGGUGUUAGUGAAGGUGAUAAGUGGUUGGGUUCUGGAAAUAUUCUGAAGGGUUUGCUGAUGAAUUAGAUAUUGAGUAAGAGAAAGAAAAGAAUCAAGAAUGACCCUAGAAUUUUUGGCUUCAGCUGCUGGAAGUUUGGAGUCACCAUGAAUGAGAUGGGAAUCCUAGAGGUCAAGUAGACUGGGAAAGAUAUCCCCAUGGUAAGGUUUUGAUCUCCCAUCAGACGUCCUAAUGGAAGUGCUGAUCAGGCUGUUGGCUAUGUGAACAUGAAGUCUCCAGAAGAGGUAGAGCCUGAAGAUACGAUUUUGGAAUUUGUAGGCAUUUCGAUGUUGUCUGAAGCCAGGAGACCACAGCUCUAGGAGUAUAGACAGAAGAGAAUCUCUCAGCCUGAGCCCUGGGGGGAUGCUCAGAGCCAUAGGAGAGGAGGAGGAGCCAGCAUUGGGAGGUGCGGCCAAGAGUGGCCGCUAUGGCAAUAUGGAGAUCAUUCAUUUCAUGACCUGGCCAAGAGCUGUUUCAGUGAACUGGUGAGGACAAGAGCAUGGCAGGGGUGGGGUCAAGAAGGGGUAUGAGGAAAGGAAGUGGAAACAAUAUGAAUAGGCCACUCUUACAGGAAUUUUGCAGCAAAGGGAACAUAGAAAUAGUAGAUAGUAAAGGAAGUGAGGUCUAAGGUGGUAUCUUUCUUUAAAGACAAAAGAAAUAACAGCCUGUUUCAUGCUGACCAGAAUGAUCCAGUAGAGAGAGAAAACAGAUGAUGCUUAAGAAGAGGGGAUAAUGGCUAGAGUGAUGUCUUCUAGGAAGUGAGAGGCAAUGGGAUCCAGAGCACAGAUGGAGAGAUUGUCUUUAGGAGUCUAACCGGGUUGUCAUGGUAACAAAAGGGAGAUAGUGUAUAUGGGCACGGGUGCAAGAGGCUUUGGGUAGAUGUGAUGGUGGGACUGUGUCUUUUCUGAUUGAUGACUGUUUAGUGAAUUACAAAGGGACUUUAUCAGCUAGUAUUGAGUACUGGGGAAUGGGUAUUGAUGGUUUGGGAAGAAAAGAAAGCAUGAAUUACCUCAUAUUGUCAUCCAGCAGGAGAGUGAGGAGACUUAGUAAAUGUAAGAAGCAUGCCAGGUGGACUUACUUGAGGUUCUUAACGGUUGUGCAUUUAAAAGUAAUUUAAGAAAUCUUUAGCAGCAUUCAGCUGCUUAGCUAGAGUGGCAAGUCUGAUCUAAGCAGCAUUGGGGUUUAAAUAGGUGAAUGCAGUGAAGGCAGCAAGUGACACAGGGUUAGGGACAGCUGCAUAGUAGUGAUGAUGAUUGGCCCUAGGACCUAAUCUGGGUGAAGAGAAAAGUGAAGAUUUUUAGGGAAGCAAAAAUAAUGAUGUGCAAUAGUGGGAGGGGAUUGAGAGGCAGGCGGGUCACUGCAUUACUGAGUCAGGAUCCAGAAAGAGCAAUCUGGAAUGUACGAGCUGGGUCAGAGCAGGGUGCUUGAGGCUUUGAUUUGGGAGAGAUUGGAGUUACUGGUCUGGGGUCUGAUGAGGAAUGGGAAGCUGCUGAUAGAUGGAAGAAAAUAUUAUUGCAGGAGCAGAGGCCUAGGAACUCUUGGCCCUCCUUCAAUCCUGAUGUUUGGGUUUGUUUGGUUUUAUAUUUUUUUAACAUUCACUAAAAUCUCCAUUGCCAUCUGUGGUAGGCCACAGCCUAUCUUUAUAGAUGUCAGCUAACGUGAUUGUAGCUUGAGGCCACACUUUGACUAUUUGCCCCAGAAAGAACACACUAUCCCAGUAAAUCUUGUCCUUUCUAUUUUCCAGGCUCCCAGUGAAGUCAGUUUCCUUGGGGGAAUCAUAAUGCUUUGCUCACCUUUCUCGUUUAUCUUUUCUUUUCAUUUUUUUUUUAAAGUCAAAGUUAGAAGGAUUAGAAAGCAGCUUUGUUUCUGCCAGUUCUGCUAAAUGAGUGUUUUCUCUGACUGAUCAUUUUUCUUUAGUAUUUUCUUUUGUGACAGAGAGGAAUGUAAGGAAACAAUCGAAAGUCUUGAAAAGCCCUGGGCGAGAGGUUGGAAGAGAUCAGUAGAGGGUUAUGAAGAAAAGGACUUUGAGUAGGACAGCAUGAAAAAGGGACAAGUGAGAGCUUUGAGGGAGGGUUGAAAACAAAAACAGAAAUUUAACCAAAGGAGGCAGGGGAAAAAUCCACUUGCAUCAGCAUUUGGAGAUUUAGCAAGUGCACCUAAAGCCUGCGCCCAGGAACAGUCCACAUACUCGUGACACGGAUAGCGAGUUCAUUCUAUUUUAUAUCCUUAUUGCUUAAAAAAACCCAAAAAACAAAAAAACAACCAAUCAACAAACAGAAGCUCUCAUAAUUUGAAAAGAGACAGAAGCUGGUCCAACCAUUUCUGGUGCACUAGUUCUCCAAGCCGCCACAGAAUCAUGAACAAGGCAUGAAUUUCAUCACACCACUGCUGCUACUGGUUCAGCUUCUCUGUCUACCAGUAAAGGUACCCCUGAGCUUAGUCACAUCCUGCCUGGAAUUUUUCCCAAAAGAUUAAAUUGUGUUCCUUCUGGCUUGUCUGAUGCCACAUCUUGAGUUCUGGUGUCCGAGGGAUAUUGCACCCAACUCAAGGGGUUUCUCCUGUGCUUUAUGCACGGAAGACCAAGGGGACCCCACCUAGGAAGGAAGAAGGAAGCAAGGGAAGCGAGCCAGGGAUGGGUUUGCGACGCCUUCUGCUUUGUGACACCUGGGAAUGAAACCUUCCAAAGGUGAGCUGGGAACAAUGUGGCUUCCUUGGCCUCUGCCUCAGAUUUUCCCAUCUUCAGGGUGCCUCUGGUUAACUGGGUGCACCUGUUUGUUAAGGGAAUGUGCAGGAGUCGGAGGGGGGGCGAAUCUUCAACGAGCUUUGUUACCCAAUGACCAUCCCAGCAUUAAUAUUUCGCGGUAGUCAGAAACAUUUGGGGGAGCUAGACCACAUGUUACAGUGGAGAUCAGAGAAGGGACAAGAUAAGGUCAUGAGCUCUCGUCCCUAAGGGCAAAUCUCUUUCCUCCACUUGACAGGCGUGAUGCUCCAGCACUGUCAAGAUUAUGUUCAGCCACAAUCACUGGCGCGCGCGUGUGCGUGUGCAUGUGUGCGUGCGCGUCCCUGUGAGCGUGUGCGCGCGUACGUGUGUGAGCGCGAGGAGGUGAUGUUGGAAACCACAAAAUACAAUGCCACUGCAGGGUUGGGUUGCAAACUCAAGAGCAGCGGGCCUCCCGAGGCACCAUGGCAGGAGAGACAGGCUCCUAGCUUUCCCAGUGUGGUCCUCUCCCCAGGGAUACAGAGGACUCAGGCUCGCCUUGAUUCUGUGAGGCCCAGAUCCCAUUCCUGUCCCCGGGGCUGGCUCUCCUUCCUCUUGACUCUCAGAUCCCCAGCCCAUCCACCUCCAAGUUCUUUUUUUGUUUGUUUGUUUUAUUUUUGUUUUCUGUAAAUAUAUAUUUCUUAUUUGGGACGUGCAGGGAUCAAUUGAGAUUCUGGAGUGGGGGGAGGGGGCGGAUGACUGGGUCUUUUUAUUUUUUUCCUUUCUCUCUUGGAUUUUGGUGUUUGAACUUGAAAAAAAAUAAUUACAAGUAUAUAUAUAAGCAAAUGACUUACCUUUAAAAACAAAGACAUAAGUUGAUUUCAUUCUUUUGAUUUAUCUUGUUUCUCAUUGGGGUUGGGUGGGGGUGGGGGGGUCUUUUGGGUGGAGGGCUUUUUUGUGAGCUGUAUAGAUUUCCAGUUUGGACUUGUUCAAAUGAUGCAGGAACAAAAAUUAAAAUGAAUUUAAAAAAAAGACACAACCUAAAAACAAGAAAAACUUUGUGAUGUAUAAAAGCUGUAAAUAGUCAAAGAUUCUUUCUCUUUUCUAAUGGCAAAUUAUUUCUGUCACUUUAUAUUCAAAAAAUAAAGAAACCUACCGCAAAUUAUCAGGG
This is a messenger RNA of Sus scrofa (pig), 27122 nucleotides long. The record is from RefSeq and is a predicted model, not a curated record. Lineage: Eukaryota; Metazoa; Chordata; Mammalia; Artiodactyla; Suidae.